Messenger RNA from Acaromyces ingoldii, 504 nucleotides. RefSeq names its product putative cyanate hydratase. The coding region runs from base 1 to 504 and encodes 167 amino acids. The record is from RefSeq and is a predicted model, not a curated record. NCBI's taxonomy places the organism in Eukaryota, Fungi, Basidiomycota, Exobasidiomycetes, Exobasidiales, Cryptobasidiaceae. The transcript is spliced from 4 exons. Gene Ontology annotation, molecular function: DNA binding; cyanate hydratase activity.
AUGUCCUCCUCGUCCUCCUCGACUGUAACUGCGCAGGGUCUCCCCACCGUCCUCUCGGACCUGCCCCCGAUCUUUACGGCGCUGUACCAGUCCAAGGUCACGAAGAAGCUCUCGUUUGAGCAGAUUGCCAGCGCCAUUGGCCGAAACGAGUGGUACACGGCCGCCAUCUUCUACGGCCAGGCCAAGCCGGACAAGGACGACCUCGACAAGCUCAGCAAGGCCCUCGAUGUGCCCAGGGAAGAGCUCGAGACGAACCUCGGCGAGCACUUUUACCCCAACCGCGGCGUCGGAGAGUGGCCCCCCAAGGACCCCGUCGUGUACAGGCUCUACGAGGCGCUCCUCGUCUACGCCCACCCGCUCAAGGCCAUCAUCCACGAAAAGUUUGGCGAUGGCAUCAUGAGCGCCAUUGACUUCUACGGCGACGUGGAAAAGGUGCCCGACCCCAAGGGAGACCGCGUCAAGAUCACCUUCAACGGAAAGUUCCUGCCCUACAAGCGCUGGUAA